Oikopleura dioica is the source of this 447-nucleotide messenger RNA. The record is from the annotation of a GenBank genome assembly. Lineage: Eukaryota; Metazoa; Chordata; Appendicularia; Copelata; Oikopleuridae.
AUGAAUUUCGACGAUACGGAGUACCCCAUCUCAGACGUAAUUCCGAUUCCGACGGCAGAAUUUUUUCCCGAUGACAGGGUUAACCUAACACCACUGCAGACAGUUGUACCAGUGAAGUGGGAGCCGCAAAUGACGAGGAUAAUAAUGGGACCAGCGCCGGAGAAUCUCAAAAUUAAGAAUUUAAAUUCUAACAACGGUCAAAGAGCUGUUUACUACCCGACAGUUGACGAGAUUGAGCAAGAAGUAGACAAAGAGACAAUCAAGGAAAAUCGAAGAAAGAAAAACUCUGAAGCUGCUAGACUUUUUCGCCAGAGGAAGAAAGAGUAUAUUUCUGGUCUUGAAGAAAGAGUCAAAGUCCUUGAGAAAGAAAACAAGGUUCUCCAAAACGAAAUAAAGAAACUCAAGGAAAUGCAUUGCCAGAACCCUGCCAUGAAUCAGCAACAAUGA